Tricharina praecox is the source of this 1234-nucleotide messenger RNA. RefSeq names its product ClpP/crotonase-like domain-containing protein. The transcript has 3 exons. Gene Ontology annotation, biological process: fatty acid beta-oxidation. The record is from RefSeq and is a predicted model, not a curated record. NCBI's taxonomy places the organism in Eukaryota, Fungi, Ascomycota, Pezizomycetes, Pezizales, Pyronemataceae. Gene Ontology annotation, cellular component: mitochondrion. The coding region runs from base 191 to 1102 and encodes 303 amino acids. Gene Ontology annotation, molecular function: enoyl-CoA hydratase activity.
CGUUCGCCUCGCAUAGCAGCGGCUUUACAACGUCCCUUGGGUCCAUUCAUCCGGUGGGGUGGAGGUGGUAAGCUCCGAACUCGAAGCUCCAAUAACCACAUGUGAGAAUCCGCGACUCCACAACUCCACCACCCAGGAUAUCCCUCAAUUGCACUGCACUGUACAUACAACAGCCACGAUCACAACCACAAUGUUGUUCCUCCGCCUAACCACCCUCUCCACGCGCCUCCCCCUCGCCGCCGGUGCCGGCAGGAUCUCGCGGCCGCUGCAAUCUGCCGCCCGCUGGAGCUCUACCGAUGCCACGGCUAGCAGCAGCAGCAGCGACAGCAAAUACGAGUACAUCCUCACGUCGACGCCCCGGCCCGGCGUAGGCCAAAUCACGCUCAACCGCCCCAAAGUCAACGCGCUCUCAACGCCCUUGAUGCGUGAGCUCAACGCGGCCCUCCGCGCCUUCUCCAGCGACGGCACCAUGGGCGCGGUGGUGCUAACCGGCAACUCCCGCUUCUUCGCGGCGGGCGCCGACAUCAACGAGAUGCGCUCACUCACCUUUUCCGCGGCAUACGGCGGGGACUUCAUCGCGCUCUGGUCUGAGCUGACUAGUGUUUCGCUGCCGAUCAUAGCCGCGGUGAACGGGCACGCUUUGGGCGGCGGGUGUGAGCUCGCCAUGAUGGCCGAUGUCAUCUAUUGUGGGCCUAAGGCGGUGUUUGGACAGCCCGAGAUUAAGCUCGGUGUGAUCCCCGGGGCGGGAGGGAGUCAGAGGCUGGCGAGGGCGGUCGGGAAGAGUAGGGCUAUGGAGAUUGUGCUCACGGGCAAGACGUUCACGGGCCAGGAGGCAGAGCAGUGGGGCCUCGCCAGUAGGUGCUUUGAGACCCCCGAGGCGGCGGUCGAGGGCGCGCGGGAUACUGCCGAGGCUAUUGCCGGCUAUGGAAGGCUCGCGGUUAAGGCGGCCAAGGAGGUCGUUAAUCAGGCGUAUGAGGGCUCGCUCGCUGAGGGGGUUAAGUACGAGAGGAGGGUUUUCCACUCGCUGUUUGCGACUAAGGACCAGAAGAUCGGAAUGAAUGCGUUCGUGAACAAGGAGCAGCCUAAGUGGAGCAACGAAUAGUUUGGCACCACCGCUUCUAGUUGUAUUGUACUUGUAUGGUUUGCAUUGAUCACUCGGGCAUGUCCUGGGUGCCGUAGGUAUAUCAUGUAGAUUUCUGCAGCGUAGCUUUACAAUUCUCAAACCACGCCGAGU